CUUUUUUAUUUGGCCGAGGCUGGGCUUGAACCCACCACCUCCAGCAUAUGGGGCCGGUGCCCUACUCCUUUGAGCCACAGGCGCCACCCAUCCACAUGUGGCUCUGAACGUUUGAAACGUGGCUAGUGCAAGCGAGAAACUAAAUUUUACGUUUUAAUUUCUAGGAAUUUGACCUUGAAUUUAAGUAGCCAUAUAUGGCUAGUGGAGACUAGAGUGGACAGGACAGCUGCAGAGAAAAAAGGGCGUGGCGUGCCAGAUGGUGGGAGUGAUUUUGAAAAGAAAUGUAAGAUGCCGGAUUUCAGUUACAAUUUGGCCCAAAGCAAAAGACCGAUGGCGUGUGCCUCUGAGGUGGCUGCUCUCUGCUCCUCUGCCAUGGUCAGUGUCCUGGAUCCCCUUCCUCAAGGCCUGGCCCAGACUCCCCCAAGGACCCCAGUAAACACCAGCUUGGAGAGUCCAGUUGUGAGGCCAGGAUUCUCAAGUGUCUUCAUUACUAAUGAAACUGACUCUUGGUCUCUGCACCUUGCUCUCUCACCGGCAGCCCCAGACACAUCGUGCCCUAGCUCUGUUCUCGCCUUCCAUCUCCCUCCAAUCCUUUCUUGCUCUCUAUUCCCUCUCCUGGUCUCCUGUAUGUUUCUUCCACCUGUCUGUUCUGCCUCUUUCCACCUUUUUUUUUUUUUUGUCAAGCUUCUCGCUACCCCUUGCUGCCCAGAGACUCCAUACCUCUUCAUCCCACCGCACAUUCCAGGGCUCCCGGGGACAUGUCCCCUCCCUUCUUGCCCGUGCUCCUUUUCACUGCCCUGCCCCCGUCCCGGCUCUCCUGCCCUCUGUCCUCUCCUGGCCCACCCUCUUCUGCUCCUCUACCUGCAGAUCUACGAGUAUCGGAACGGCCACCAGGAGGUAGAGAGCCCCUUUCAGGGGCGCCUGCAGUGGAACGGGAGCAAGGACCUCCAGGAUGUGUCCAUCACUGUGCUCAACGUCACUCUGAACGACUCCGGCCUCUACACCUGCAACGUGUCCCGGGAGUUUGAGUUUGAGGCACAUCGGCCGUUUGUGAAGACGACGCGGCUGAUCCCACUCCGGGUCACUGAGGAGGCCGGAGAGGACUUCACCUCCGUGGUCUCAGAAAUCAUGAUGUAUAUCCUUCUGGUCUUCCUCACCUUGUGGCUACUCAUCGAGAUGAUAUAUUGCUAUAGAAAGGUCUCCAAGGCGGAAGAGGCAGCUCAGGAAAAUGCGUCUGACUACCUUGCCAUCCCCUCAGAGAACAAGGAGAACUCUGCCGUACCAGUGGAGGAAUAGAACAGAAGCAGUGAGACUGGAGGUGGUGAACAGGGACUUGGGAGGGGAAGGCCAGCGUGGAUGGCAGGUUGGACAAGUGAUGUCACUCACAACUGAAGUGACUUUUAAUUUGAUCCCUUAGAUCCAUUUCUAUCCCCACCUUGAGGAUACUUCUUUAAGUUGAUGCCCGAGUCACUAAACUCUGUGUGAUGUCAAGACCUUCAAAAGGUGAAUUGCUCUGGCCUGAGGUGUUGGGACGAUCUGAACUUGCCCGCUGUGAUAAAGGGAUGAUAAUUCUCCCACUCCCUCCUUUGGCCAAAGAGUCUUUGGGUUGGGCUGGAAAUUCUCAGUGGAUUGUUUUAUAAUUGGUAGGUGGCCCAAACACUGAGGGACUAGAUAUCCCAGGUUCAGUGAUGUCAAGAGCAUCAGGAGGGGGCCCUAGCUCUUGCUUUCCUGUGUCCAUCUUUCUGUUCAUUCAUCCAUACAUCCACCUGUCCUUGAGCUUUCACCUCUGACUGCCUAACUCCAGCAGACCUCUCCACACCGUAAAACUUUGCCAGAACCAAGAAGCCAACAUUUUUACAUGGACUGAACCUCACCUUGUCCCUUGCUCUUUUUGAAACCUAAAGCCAACUGGACUUCUCCCCUGUGCUUCACAUGACUUUGUAUAAAUGCUGGACAGGUAAUACCUUCCUCAGCCUUAACUGGCUGGAAACUGGCUCAUUCUCCAUUGCUUCAAGAGAAUGGAUGUCUUAUUGGAAGGAAGCAGAGUUAAAGCAAAAGCGUGUCAUGAACUUGGAUUAAAUGAUGUCCAUUUUUUCAUGUUCAUGGCUCACUUGGCUAGAGCAUCAGAGAAAAGGAUGCCUCUCUAGGUUCUCCAGAGAUAGAUCUUUGAGUGUAUACUGACAUGCUACAUACUGACUGGUCUUUAAAGCCUGUGUUGGACUCAAUCCUUCCAAGAAUCUAAGGACAGAAGACUUGGGAAGGACCAAUGAUAAUUUCAGUCGCUCUUUAAAGUUCCUGAUCCUAUCCUGAUAAUAUAUGUGUGCCCUCCCUGGGGUGCACACCACUUGGGCAUUGGAACUGAAUUCUGAAGUUCUUCCUCUCAAAAUUUCUGUGGAUCAGUAUUAUUCCUCAUUUUACAAGAGGCAACUGAGACUCACACAGGACUCAACUCAACUGAACAGGAGGCUGAAAAGGAUUCACUGGAGCAGAAAUAAGCCUUAGGUGCUUCCCGGGCUAUACUUUUUGGGAGGGAUAAUCUUGAUUUUGAAAAGACAUGGACCUUGGCCAUGGCCAUGGUCAUGCCUCUUUCACAAGUGCUGACUGGGCAGAGGUUAAAGCUGGUAGACUCAGGUGACUAGAAAUUGGCCAAAAAGAGGAGACAUGAGGUAGACUUGAAGAAUGUCCUUUCUGUAAAGAUUUGAUAAUCUGGAACAUCCUUCAGAGAGAAUUAUAUUUAAUCUAAGAAAAAUGCUUUUGGACCUGAGAUGGAUGACAAUUAAAGAAGCAAAAUGAUGUGGGAGGGACGGGUAAGUGGCUUCCAAACACUUCACCUAUGGAUCUGUAAUGUUCAGAAUGUUUUCCCCCUAAAUUUUGAAAGAGCAGAGAAAUAACAGAAAAAAAUUUUAGUCAAAAAUCUCAUGUUUCAUUUUAAUUGAGUGACUGGUCCAAGUGUGCUAUCCUUCAGCACCUAGAGAUAAGAUGGGGGAAGAUGCUUAAUGGCUAUCAGAAGAGAAAGGUGACUGGGAUUCAGUGAGAGAGGUGUCCCUCAGAUCUCAGAUUUAUGGGGACAGAACAUACUCCAUUGGUUUUGGGCUUUACUUUUGGGCUCAGUCCCUCAUCUCUUCCAUCCCUGGGAAAGCAAUUGAAAUAAGACCCUUAACACAUUUUAAAGAGUCUGAUUUUCUUAAAAGCUUGGCAAUAAAUUCAAGAAUUUUAUUGGUAAUUUCCCACGCAAUCCCUAGGAAGUAGAGAAGAGAAUAUAACCAUUUUUCUUUUCCCUUUUUUUUUUGUAGUUUUUGGCCAGGGCCGGGUUUGAACCCGCCACCUCUGGUAUAUGGGGCCAGCGCCCUACUCCUUGGAGCCACAGGCGCUGCCCCAUUUUUCUUACUUCAUAGUGAGGAUACUUGGCCUUAGGACGAAGUUUUCCCAGUCCCAUGGUUGGUGUUGAUGCCACAGCCUACAGUAAUAGCAAGCUACUAACCACCACUCCAUUCUCCUCUUGGGUCCAGUGGACCACAUGUAUGACUUGUAACCAAGUCAUGGUUGCCUUUAUUUUUCGUGUUUAAAAAUUCCAACUCAGAAGUUUCCUGAAUGGUUUUUAAUGAAGCUGAAUGUACCGAUCAUGUAUCUAUUCAAGUUAUCUUCUCUGCUCUUUCCCUUUUUCUAACUUCUCAACUCUUCUCAUCCUUGACACUUUCAUGAGAACUAUAUGGCUUGCUGGCCGGGUACAGUGGCUCAUACCUGAAAUCAUAGCACUCUGUGAGGCCAGCGUGGGAGGACCGCUUUAGGCCAGGAGUUCGAGACCAGCCUGAGCAACAAAAAAUACAAAAAUUAGCCAGGCCUGGUGGCAGGUGCCUAUAGUCCCAGCUACUAGGGAAGUUGAGGCAGGAAGAUCACUUGAGCCCGGGAGUUUGAGGUUGCUGUGAGUUAUGAUGAUGCCAUAAUGCCACUGCACUCUAGCCCAGGUGAUGAGUAUGACCCUGUCUUUAAAAAAAAAAAGAAAAAGAAAAAAAGGGAGAAAAUCGAACUAUAUGGUUUACAAAUCAUUCUCACUUCAAUUAUUUUAGUUCUUCUCUACAACUGGCCUUGUGAAGCGGAUGUUAAUAUUCACAUUACAGAAGAAAGUGAGGCCACGGUUAAGUAGCUUUAUGGAAUCUUAAGGUCCCCUAACUGCUAAGCAGAGAGCUAGAAUCCAGAUCUCCUGACUCCUAUCCCAUUUCUUUCGGCUUAGACCACAGCUGCUUGCUUCCUUAGUUUAACUUCCAUCUAACCUUUGCCUCACUUGCUUGUCCUGAUUUCACCAGCUCCUCUCACCCCUGAGCAUACUCACUGCUCCUCUACCACUGUGUCUCCUGGUAGACGCCAGAAAUGUGCUUUCAGAGUCACUCCUAUUUGGGUUCUCUUUCCAGUUGGUUUGCACGUCAUUAUUUCUCCUGAAUUGCAAUGAAAUUCUUUCCUGGGACACUUGAUCAUGAUGACUAUAACUCUACAAGAUACUGUGAUCACCAGCCCAUGUUACAUCUUCACCCACCUCCCUAUGUCUUCCCUUAUCCCUACAAAAGCCCCAGGUUAAACGUGUGUGGCUCCUGAGCUUUCUCUGGCAUGCUGUUGCUUAUUAAAGGGCUUAGAAGAGUUUUCAAGGGCUACUAGCACUUUAGAAACCCCAUCUGUUGUCUUGGUGCUGGAUAUUUCCCAUACUUGGUCCUCGGGAACACGAUUCACUGAAGGCCAAACGAGGCUCAGUCUGAUUUUUCCCUUUCUUACUAACAGCCAUGAACUUGACUGCUCAACUCAGCCGGCCCUGAAAGCACGUUGCUGAGCUUUACUGUCAGCUCAGUCUUGUAUUAAAGCCCCGACCCCUGCAUGGACAGUCAGUGCCUGUCCCUACCGCAGCCUUUAUUCUUAGUCUGUCUGUCAGCAUGAUCCUUUAGUCCUCUGUCCCCAAAUGCCCACACACCCAGACUCCCUUCAUAGUUUCUGGUUUCGUCUCAAAUGUCAAACUAGAAAUAUCCCUAGGAAAGGGACUUUUCAAAGCAGGAAUAGGCUGGGAGAAGUAGAAGAUGGUUAACAGAAGAGACAGGAGCUUCCUCCUCUCCCCGCAAAACUAGAUCAAAAAGGAAAAUACUCCCCAUCUCAGCAUCUGUGAAUCCACAUCACAUAAAUUGGAGAGAAAAGGGUAUGUCACUGCCUCUUUUCAGGAAGAAGAGCUAGAUGUGUUCCAGAAUAGAUCUUGGUUCCCCUUUCCCAUUGUAACAUGGAAAUGGAAAAACAAAAAGCAAAACGAAGCCGCCUUCUCACCUCAUUUUAAAAAAACCAAAACCUUAACUCAAUGAAUUCACUUAGUUGCUGCAAAUGUAUCCAGUCACCCAUUCAUUCUGCAGACGUUUUUCAGCACCCACUGUGUCAAGCACUAGCUUAGUUCCUCAAUAUGACCUGCCGUUGUAGGUGUAAAUAUAGCAUCAUCCAAGCCUUAUUAAUCUCCAAAAUUGAUAGUAGUUGAAGCUUGUGUUUAGUUCAGCUCACUUCUUGUCCCUUAUGUGAGUUUAUCGCAGGACCCAGGAGAUGGACAUUUGUAAGCAGGUAUGAGUGACAGAUCAGACUCCACCGUUUCCCCAGGCCAGUUACACUUCAGAGCUGGCAAUCUCCGGUAUCACUGCUUGGCAAGAGCUACCUCUGCUGGGCAGUGGGUCUGGUGCAAAGGGAGGUCACGGAAGGCGAGUGCUUGCAGGUUUGUGAACUGCCAGCAACACAGCCGACUCCAGCAGUCUUGCAAAACAUGGAACUGUCUUCCCCACUGUCACCUUCAUGUUGCUUUUACUUGAUUUUCCAGCCAGUCUUUUCCCUGAACUUUAGAAAUGUUCCUGACCACCCAAGCCCUCAGUAGACUAAUGCCUGUUUGUGAAGUUUCAAUAACCUCCCUGUUUGUGUCAAUAAAGUAUCUCUGA
Messenger RNA from Nycticebus coucang (slow loris), 5945 nucleotides. It is a transcript of the gene SCN3B, whose product is annotated as sodium voltage-gated channel beta subunit 3. The transcript has 3 exons. Gene Ontology annotation, biological process: ventricular cardiac muscle cell action potential; regulation of heart rate by cardiac conduction; sodium ion transport. Gene Ontology annotation, molecular function: sodium channel regulator activity. The coding region runs from base 289 to 1296 and encodes 335 amino acids. Lineage: Eukaryota; Metazoa; Chordata; Mammalia; Primates; Lorisidae. The record is from RefSeq and is a predicted model, not a curated record. Gene Ontology annotation, cellular component: voltage-gated sodium channel complex.